CUCUGUCUUGUCUACCUCUUUUAUCAGGGCUUUUGCCCGCGGGGCAGGAAUUUGAGGCUUAGCUCACUUAUGCAGGCACAGACAGGUCUGUCUCGUGAAGGGGAGCAGGUACUGAGAGGGCGAGCGAAAGAGGCAGACAGUGAGACACCGUUAGUAUUAUGCAAAGUUGUGAUUGCUGGAUGCAAAGUUUCUAGCUUGCGGCUGAAGAGGCUGGUGUAUUCAUAUCUGCUUUAUUUCCUGAUCUCUCCGCAAUGGAGACCAUGUCUCCACCAAACACCUGGCCAGAGCAGGAUUUUCAUGAUUUAGAUGGUGUGAUUGACAACGAGGUGGACAUGGACCGUCUGAACAGUAACAUUCCCCAAUGCGGUCGACAGACACAUCAGGUCUUGCAGAGCACCCCUCUGGACCUGAUAGAGACUGGGAAGGCAUUAAAGGUCCAAGCAGAGCGCCCCCACCUGGUCAGCCUGGGCAGUGGCCGUCUCAGCACGGCCAUCACUCUUCUGCCGAUACCUGAGGGCAGGACUACUGUGGGCCAUGGAGCCAUGGACAUCGACAUCCAGGGCCCCGGCGUGGCAGCCCAGCACUGCUACAUCGAGAACCGGGCCGGAGUCAUCACUCUGUACCCCUGUGGGAACCAGUGUGCCAUCGACGGCCUGCCCGUCACCAAACCUGUCCGACUGUCGCAGGGUUGUAUGUUGUGCUUCGGACAGUCUGCUUUCUUUCGCUUCAACCACCCCGAGGAGGCUUUCAGGAUGAAGAGCAUGAUGCCCGGUUCCAGCACAGGUUCGGCUGGUACCCUUAGAAACCACACAGACUCACGCAGCUUUGUCAAUGGGAACCAUCAAUCAGCACCGAUACACUGUGAGAGACCCCGCCCCCAGCACAGCUCCCUGGUCAGCUCCAUCGAGAAGGACCUGCAGGACAUCAUGGACUCUUUAGUCAUGGAUGAGCCCCAGGCCUCCACCUCCCAGCCCAAGGUGGCCGCUGGCCAGCCUGCCCCUCUGUCGACGCUGUCCCCCAUGAUGAACGGGGGCGGGCGCUACCAGCUGUCCCCGCCCACCAGCCCGGGCGCCAUGUCAGUGGGCUCCAGCUACGAGAACGCCUCCCCGCCCUUCUCCCCGCUCUCAUCGCCCUCGGCGACCAGCAGCGGCAGCUACACCAGCCCCUCCCCCGGAGGCGGCCAGGACGCGGCCCCCGCCCUCCCCCCGGUGCCCGCCAGGUCCUCCAGCUACCACUACACCACCCAGCCCCCCGUGCCCCAGCCCCGCACCCUCCUGCCCAGCAGCUCGGCCGGAGGAGGGGGCCUCAAGGUGCCAGAGAGCCCCAGGCUCCAGAGGAAGGCCCUGCUGGAGGCCCCUAGGAGCCCCACGCUGGGCCGCCGGGGCCCGGGGCAGGACGGCGUGGGGGCGAGGGGCGGAGACGGCCCCAGACAGGCGCACGGGCUGCCCUCGCUCUCGCUGUCGCCGGCCGCGGGAGACGGCGGCUCCUUCGGGAGGGCCGCGGUCCCCGGGAGUCCCCGCGCGGCACGCAAGUUCCCCCCCGCGUCUCCCUCCCCCACCCAGGCCGGUCCCAGGACCAAAGUGAGCGUGGCCGUCCUCCAGGAGCGCCCCCCGAGCCCGUUCCGUGAGCCCGUGGACCGCUCGCUUACCUCCAGCCCGUCCCCCCGCACCCUCCAGCCCCCGCUGGACCCUGUGGUCCACGUCGUCCAGAGCGGGGCCACGCCCCAGCCCCUCCCGCCCGGCCUGCAGCCCCCGGCGAGCCCCCGCCCUGCCCGCAGGGCCCUGGAGACCGGCAGCUUGCUGCCCCCCCCGAGCCCCUCCCUGACCCGCCGCGGGGUGCCUGUGUUGCCCGGGGCGUUGCCGGGGGUCUCACCCGUGCUGCGCACCCCGGAGAGCCCCACGGGACGGCUGGUCCCGGACAGCCCCAGGCUGAGGCGCAGGACGGCCUCCCCCCCGGAGGAGCCUCUGGGGCCGAGGGCGGUGCGGGCCCGUAGCCCCUCCCCCACCGGCCUGCUGAUGGAGGCGGGGUCUGGGCGGAAGGCCAGCUUUGGGAACGCCCUCUCCCCGGCUUACAGCCUGGGCUCCCUGCCUGGCUCCUCCCCUCUGUCCAGCCCCCGGACGCAGCGCAAAAUGUCCGGGGGGGUCAGGGAACUAAGGGCCCCGCACCCCGGAAUGCGGGAGCGCAAGAACAGCAUCACAGAGAUCAGCGACAACGAGGACGAGCUGCUGGAGUAUCACCGGCGGCAACGGGAGGAGAGGCUCAGAGAGCAGGAGAUGGAGAGACUGGAGCGGCAGAGGCUGGAGACCAUCCUGAACCUGUGUGCGGAGUACAACAAGGGCGACACCCCGGGCCUGGACCCCGGGAGGUAUUUGUUCCCCGGAGCGAGCCCCACGGGCGAAGACAGCGCCAGGAGGGCGUUGGCGGACGCGGCGGGGGGCGCGGCCCUGCGUGCGCCGCAGAAACAGAGGGAGAGCGACGAGGAAAACCUGAAGGAGGAGUGCAGCAGCACCGAGAGCACGCAACAGGAGGAUGAAGACUCUGGCAGGGGCGGGAGGCAGGAGCUGGCCUACCUGGAGGAGGAGCGGGUCCGAGUUCUGACUCGUGUGGACGAGCUGAAGUCUCGCAUCACUGAGCUGGAGCAGCAGCUGCAGGAGUCCAAGCAGGAGGUGACACCACUAGAACAGCGUCGGUGUUGUGUGAGCGGCUGCGUGGCCCGCAGGCAGGCAGAGCAGGUGGAGGCGGAGACCGAGAUCAUCUCACAGCUGCAGUGCAAACUCAGCGAGCUGGAGAGCAGCAUUCAGAGAGAGAAGGACAAGGAGAGGGCAAAUGUUGAUGUGGAACGGGAGGUCCUGGCCCGGCUCCAGGAGGGGUACAGUGAGCUGAAGAGCCAGCUUCACAACUGCCCCGAAUCUCUGCGCGAGCACUUACAAGAGCAGCUGAAGAGGGAAGCGGAGGCCUUGGAGUGCGAGACAAAGCGGUUUGAGGACUUGGAGUUCCAGCAACUGGAGAAAGAGAGUAGCUUAGAGGAGGAGAGAGAGACGAUCAGCCAACAGCUCCUGCAGGAGAGAGCGCAGUACCACACCAGCGUGGCCCAUAGGAAGGAAAAGGUGGCGGCACUUGAGAGCCAAGCCAAUCAACUGGGGCUUCAGGCCACCCAGGAGUGUGAGCGAUUGGCUAAGGACAAGAACCACGCCCUGCAGCUGCUUCAUAAGGAGAAGGAGAGGCUGUCGCUCCUGGAGAAGCGCUACCUCAGCCUCACUGGGGGGAGGGCCUUCCCCAAGAGUGCCAGCACCAUGAAGGAGGAAGUGCUUCAUAUCAGCGAGGCUGACCUGUUAGAGGAAGUCCACUCCCAGCAUUCCCACUGCCAACUUCCUGCUUCCCACUUAUACACUUCCUCCUCCCAAAUAUAUCCCAGCAGGCCUCACCAGGAGUAUCUGAAGCUCUCUGAUGUCUAUAAGAUGUAUGGGAACGGUUGCCAUGACACCCAAAUCGCCAGCUCUGCUCAGAACUGCACUCCGCUUGCCGUAGUUCCAGCUCUCCUCAGCGAGGAUUACGUCACCGUCGGCCAAUUAAGCCAGAUCUUCGGGAUGCCGAAGGUUGACUCCUCCCCCACAUCUCCUGUCCAAUCAUUCCAGUCUGUCAUUUCAGACUCUGCCCUCUCCUGCCACACCCCUCCACACGGCUCCUCCCUGUCUCCCUCUGUUGAGCCUGAGAGGAGUAGGCCUCACAUCCCCCCUCUUGAUUUAGAGCGCUGGUACCAGGAGAUAAUGGCAGCUGGGGAGCCCAGUCAGCCCUGUCCCCCCCCUCUCCCAGCUAAGUCUUUCUCUACACGCAGACCAGGGCAGGUGUACCGCUCCAAACUGGACAGUGAUGCCGGGUCGUCUGCAGCGCACCCCAAAGCCAGUGCAGGAUCGUCUCCUCAGUACAGCGCUGCUACAAUGAGCCGUAGCAUGCCUAGCAAGAGCCCCCUGGCCACGCCCAGCCACACUGGCAGCCUGCCACGUAACCUGGCCACCACUCUGCAGGACAUCGAGACCAAGAGACAGCUGGCAUUGCAGCAGAAAGAAUCCAUGCCUUCCACGUCUGAAUCUUCCUCCACCAACGACACUGUCACAGGUCAGCAGGUGAUCGAGGAGCAGAGGAGGCGGCUGGCGGAGCUGAAGCAGAAGGCCGCAGUGGAGGCGCAGUGCCAGUGGGAGGCGCUGCGGGGCUCUCAGACGCAGCUCAACGUCCUUUUCCCGCCCUCUGGGCCUCCCAUGGUGCACCACUCCAUCCUGCACCACCAGCCGCCGCCCGCUGGGGAGCGGCCCUAUGACACACUCAGCCUGGAGAGCUCCGACAGCAUGGACACCAGCGUUUCCACCGGCAACUCAGCCUGUUCCCCUGACAACAUGUCCAGUGCUAGUGGGAUGGAUGCCCUGAAGAUUGAAGAAAUGGAAAAGAUGCUGAAAGAGGCACAGCUGGAGAAGGCCAAACUAAUCGAGAGUCGAGAGAAGGAGACGCAGACACGGAGGCAGCUGCUGGAGGAGGAGCGGAGGAGGCGCGAGGAGGCGGAGAAGCGGCUGCAGGACGAGACGGUUCACAGGCAGCAGCUGGUGGAGAAGGAGGUGAAGAUGAGGGCCAGGAACUUCUCACAGGCUCGUCCCAUGACGCGAUACCUGCCCAUCCGCAAGGAGGAGUUUGACCUGCGCUCUCACAUCGAGUCGUCUGGGCACAACGCAGAGACCUGCUACCAGGUGAUCCUCACCGAGAAGAUGUGCAAGGGCUACCUGGUCAAGAUGGGCGGCAAGAUCAAGUCCUGGAAGAAGCGCUGGUUCGUCUUCGACCGCCUCAGGAGGACGUUCUCCUACUACGUGGACAAGCAUGAGACCAAGCUGAAGGGAGUGAUCUACUUCCAGGCCAUUGAGGAGGUGUAUUACGAUCACCUGCGCAGCGCCACGAAGAAAGGAUUUUUCAAUCUCAGUUUGGCCAAUCACAUCUCUGAUCUGCUGCCUCCUCAGUUCCGUAGAGAGAGUCCGAACCCCUCUCUGACCUUCUGCGUGAAAACCCACGACCGGCUGUACUACAUGAUGGCUCCUUCACCCGAGGCCAUGAGGAUAUGGAUGGAUGUCAUAGUAACGGGGGCCGAGGGCUACACGCAGUUCAUGAACUGAAGAAGAAAGGAGCGGCUUUUCGAAAAGCUUGAUGACAAACGGAUCCAGCAGGGAGAUGCAGAGUAACCUGAGACCAUUGCGGCGUUACGAGGACCUGAACUCCCAGUUCUGGGAAAAGCCUUUCAUUUGUUACUUGUAUUUGUAUUAUUUUUUUUUUACACAAAUACCUUCAUUUUAGACUUUCUCUUUGCCAUUUUUUCUAUGUGCUUCAGCAUGGAUGAAAAAGGGAGUUCUGGGAGGACAGAAACAAAAUUAUACCAAAAUUCUCGGCUUUGCUGCUUAAAACAAGGCCUUGCUUGUGUUGCCAAUGGAGAGAUUGUUGUUUUUUUUUUUUUUUUUUUGGUACAGUCCCUUGAUGAAAGGACCCAUUUUUGUGUACUGCUAACUUUAAUGCUUUUGAAGUUUAAUGACACUGAAUUAUUUAAUCUUCAGCUACAGGCCAGUGAAGGCCCGCCAAUCUGAAGUGCUUUUUCACAUACACACUUUACAUGCAAUCCACAAGGAGGGAAUCUUUUGUGAGGUCUGGGUGGGUAUCAAUGGAAUUGCUAUGUCACAUCUGCAAUCAAGAUUUCUUCUCCAAUAAAUACAAAAAUGGCCGUUUUUACUGGAAAGCCAACUAGCAUAAACAUACCAGUGUAGAUGAUUCCAGGACAAUUUCCACCAAAGAUUUUCUCUGCCAGCUGCUCCAGAGGGGGCCUGUUUCCCUUUUUAUGGUUAUUUUUUAAUUUAAGAAAUGUCUCCAUUGGAAACUGCAGAACGGGAUCCACACUGUGUUUUUCAGCAAAUGUUGCCAACAAAUGAAUUAAAAGGUGCAUAAUCACACACACACUCACUCGCAUGUGCACAUGCACACCCGCAUGCCCACAUGCAUGUGCACUCAAACAAGUAUGAUCAGUGUGCCAAGUUGUGAUAUCUAGACAAUAUGACUUUAUCCCAAAUAUGGAGCAGCCAUUCCAUCACUGCCAGCCUAUAACAAGAGCUACUAAAGACUUAUACUGCAGACACAACAUAACUAACUACAACGAUGCAAUUCAUUCUCUCUUGAAACUAAUAUGUGCCUUCAUAUGUAUUUGUUAUUCCAGGUAUUUGACUUUAAAGCUUGUGGGAAAACUAUCUUAAUCUGUAUGUGUGUGUGAGAGAGUGAAUGUGCGUGCGCGAGUGAGUGUGCGUGCGUGUGCGCAAUGUGUGUGUGUACAUAAUAUGUAAUUUCAACAUUGUUGAAUGGAGAUUUGCACAAGGCUUGGGGGGUUAAAGCUAUAUUUCACUUUGGUUUAACACAACUAUUAUGUGGUGCUUACCACAUUGUAAUAGCAUAGCGUGAAUACUGGCAACAUCAGCUGUCCCUGUUAACGUCAAUGGCAGCAACUGUUCCUGCCGGUUUUCCGGUUCCCAAUUCACUCCCCUUCAUUUUUGCGACCUUUUAAUCUUGUUGCUUAGAGGAUAAUAGGUUGAUAAAAAGAGAAUACUAACAUCGAACGGUCUCAGUUUUUAUGAGCUGAGAAGCUGUUUUCAGAUUUAGGUUUGCUAUAAACUAAGAAACUAUUUUCAGAUUGGGUUCUUGGCUACAUAGAAAUACAACCAGUCGUAGUUAGAUUUUUUUAUAAAUGCAUGCGCCCAUGUGGGUUAAAAUAAAGCUUUUUUCGUAUCUUAUUUUUCUUAUAAGGCAAUAAAACGUCGAAAAUACAUCAGAUAUUCAAAAAACCUGGGACCGUUUGAGGUUAGUAGUCUGUUUUAUCGACCUAUUAUCCUCCAUAGUUUGUGUUUUAAAACGAUUAAUUUCAGUGAGGUGAAAAUUAAUGGGAACCAGAUAAUCAGGAGAAACGGCGCUACCGGUAAUGGCUGGUACGGACUUCUAAUCACACUACGCAAAUGGGGUAAGCGCUGCAAAAUUACUUUGUUAUACCUAAGUGCGAUAUCCCUUUAACAGUCUUAUGACUGCUGUUGAAUUACAGUGUAAUAUUGUGGCACUCAGAAAAGAAUAUCUGUGAUUUUGUUAAAAACCCAGGUGUUCAGGCUACUUAAAAGCAAACUAUCUAUCCUACUGUUUGCCGUGAUGCUGUCUGUGAGGUAACCAUGUCCAAGGGAAAGUGCACCCGUGCGCACAGAACACUCUGGACAGGAACUCAAGUGGCCAGGGGUGUGUUUCCUGAUAAAGUUGGAUUUUAGGAUUAAUUAGUGUGUUUACGAGGUUCUUAAGCAACAAUGCUCUCUCUUUGAGUGGGUUUCCCAAACACAAUCGUUAGGCGGACUGUUAAAAGGAAUUUAACACACUUUGCAAAGCGCGUUCUCGCUACAGCAUGAGUAGUUGAUAAACCGAUGUCUAAGUAAUAAUAGGCUAAAUAAUUAAGGAAAAUUUCCCGAAAAUCACCCACUCCUGGCUUCAUCCGUGAAGAGGUCUCGUGGAUUAAAGUUUACCCUGAUUGCAGCGGUUCUUCUAUGUUUCUGCACCGUUGGUUCUGGUGCACGAUUCUCUGAAGUGCAGCCAUUACGGUUUAGACAAUUCUCCACAAUGCAGGGGUGGCAAUGUUUUGGCCUUGUGUUUACAGUUUUACAGGUGAAUAAUUCGAUUAUCAUUUGCUUAUUAAAUGCAUUUAAUUGGAUAAAAAAUAAUCAAGUUAUAAAUGUGACAUUGGCAUGUUCAAUUUAAUACAGUGUCAUUCCAAAUGAUAUUCAAAUACAAUAUUUAUUUUAUCGGUAUUUACUUUAUAUUUUUACAAUAUUUACUCUGAGUAUACGUGAAAACGAAUGACUACGAGGCUGCUACACUUUACACAUGAUUCUAAAGCGCAUGUGUGUUGUUUGUGCUACCAAAGCCGACUGCUGCAAGAAGAAUCGUAAAGAGGUUCUUUGCUGCAAGCAAACUGAUCUAGACAACGCUUAACCUACGAGUGAACUAAAGGGGCACUCGUUAUGAAUGUGUUUGGGAAACCCACGUUAUUUUAAUGGUCGUAAGAGGCAUUUAAAGAGGUUCUCCGCGUCGAGCGGCUUUCGGGAAGGCCACAACAGAUGUACAGUAUUGGUGUGUUCAGAAUGACCGGUACCUGUGUGCUCACUGUAAGCAUACCUCUGUGCUGAUAGACCGUAACACCGUGCCCAUAGUGUAUUUUCACAGUGGUUUUAGUCAUGUGCCUGGUGCCCGGCUGGUGCAUGCAAUCCCUCUGGGAUCAAUAGACUGUGUUUGACAUUAUUGUAACAGUUUCGUAUUGUAGCUAAUGUGAAUAAAAAGGUUUAAUGAUAGGUCCCCAAAAAAGAGAAGCGAACAUAUUGGCAGGAUUGGUUGUCAGUGGCCCUGGUCAUCAGAGCGACCAAUGAAAAGCAGCCAGUGAAAAUCUCCCUUGUUUUUUGUUGCAUCCUUGUCAUGCUUCCUUGUUCAUCAUUUAGUAUCAACUCUUCUCACUAUAUCUGAAGGUUUUUAACUAUAAACCAUACACUUUAUAACAGUGCAGGCUUGUGAUGAACAAUACACAAGGGAGGUCACGGGAACCCUGCAGAACUAUUUUGAGAAUCAGGUAUGCACCGUCUCUUUUCUGUAUAUGCAUUUGUCUGGUUGGAAUACAAUACGUGCAUAACAGUGCACCUUUACUAUGUUGUAGUGCUAUGCUAUUGUUAUUGCUCAUUGUGUUUCAUCUGUCUGUUAAAGAUAAUUCCUCCAUCUUCUUCCUACAUGCUUACACGUACUCUCAUCCCCUCACUCUGUCUCUCCCUGUUCUCUUGGCCUUGCCCUUCCCAACGAGACACGAUUCAUUCAGACGCACGUGCACACACACGCUCUGGACCAUGUUACACAAUUGGUACUUUUUUCUUUGCCUUACACAUUUAUGCGUGCGGACUGUGUGGGGUUUGUUUAUCGGGCCAAUUAAAAAGGAAAUCUUU
Molecule: messenger RNA, 9026 nt
Organism: Anguilla rostrata (American eel)
Lineage: Eukaryota; Metazoa; Chordata; Actinopteri; Anguilliformes; Anguillidae
Gene: phldb1b
Product: pleckstrin homology-like domain, family B, member 1b
Exons: 28
Coding region: 252-5153 (1633 amino acids)
Biological process (GO): regulation of microtubule cytoskeleton organization
Cellular component (GO): basal cortex
Molecular function (GO): protein binding
Source: RefSeq, a predicted model, not a curated record